AGGUUCGUGAGGAGUUGGGAGGGGUAGGAGCGGAUGACGUCGCACUGUGAGGAGUUGGGAGGGGUAGGAACGGCUGAUGUCGCACUGUGAGGAGUUGGGAGGGAGGGAGAAGCUACUUCCGCAGGAUGGAAACCUGGGGAGAAGGAGAAGACAUGACAGGAAAUUCAAUAAUGGACGACUUCCAAAAGCGGGAGGAACUCCUGUGAAAAAUGAUGAUGGCAAGAAAAGUCGGGAGAGUAUCUACACAUGCUGUCUGAGAGGACAAGUCAAUGCGGGCCUACAAGCUGGGGACUGUAGCUGGCAAGGCAAUUCAGGCCUGCAGGCAGACUCCUCCGAUGGCCAGACUCCUCCGAUGGCUGCCAACAGAUCUGGUUUGUGUGCUGAAGCUGCCAUGACAGUCAAUAUAUUGGAAUUCUGAAGAACAGGAAGCCUGUCGCGGUGCAAUAUUUUCAACCUCAAUAAAGACAGUCGACCAUGUUAAGAAUUAAUGAAUUCUUGCUUCAAUAUGCCACAUACAGAGAGAAAUCAAUGAUGGCCGACCUUUGCCUGGUUUGAUACUAUCAACGAAAUAUAAAAUAUCGAAAAUAUUUCUUGUUUUACCUCUCAGGCAAACCUCAGUAUUGAUCUGCAUAGCAGCAAACCAAGUUCGAAAUGAUCAACUAUGUAUUUAGUUUCUGUUUAAUAAUUAAAAUCUGUUGAUGAAAUUCCCUAGCAAUUUCCUGAGGCUGUACUUCUGCUGAACUAUCUCGAUUCUGCAAAAAUGUUAGAUGAUAAUUUGAACCGGUGGGUGUCAGCGUAGAGAUCAGAGUUUCAAGUGAACAAUUAACAAGACAUCUCAGAUUGCAUGGUAUUUUUCGCAGAGAAAAUAUCAAAAUUAUGAAAAUGGUUUACUUUGAACUGAUCGUAGUACACAGUUGCAUGGGAAGAAUCGAUAGCCAAUGAAAUUUAAUCUUUACAAGG
Molecule: messenger RNA, 960 nt
Organism: Haliotis rubra (blacklip abalone)
Lineage: Eukaryota; Metazoa; Mollusca; Gastropoda; Lepetellida; Haliotidae
Exons: 2
Coding region: 77-418 (113 amino acids)
Source: RefSeq, a predicted model, not a curated record